AAAAGCUUCAUUUUAGUCUCAUCUGACCAGAGUACCUUCAUCCAUAUGUUUGGGGAGUCUCCCACAUGCCUUUUGGCGAACACCAAAUGUGUUUGCUUAUUUUAUUCUUUAAGCAAUGGCUUUUUUUCUGGCCACUCUUCCAUAAAGCCCAGCUCUGUGGAGUGUAUGGCUUAAAGUGGUCCUAUGGACAGAUACUCCAAUCUCUGCUGUGGAGCUUUGCAGCUCCUUCGGGGUUAUCUUUGGUCUCUUUGUUGCCUCUCUGAUUAAUGCCCUCCUUGCCUGGUCUGUGAGUUUUGGUGGGCGGCCCUCUUUUGGCAGGUUUGUUGUGGUGCCAUAUUCUUUCAAUUUUUUUAUAAUGGAUUUAAUGGUGCUCCUGGGAUGUUCAAAGGGCUUCAUAGCAAAGGGGGUGAAUACAUAUGCAGGCACCACUUUUCCGUGUUUUAUUAUUUAUUUUUGGGGAAAACAAGUAAUUUCACUUCACCAAUUUGGGCUAUUUUGUGUAUGUCCAUUACAUGAAAUCCAAAUUAAAAUCCAUUUAAAUUACAGGUUGUAAUGCAACAAAAUUGUAAAAACGCCAAGGAGGUGAAUACUUUUGCAAGGCACUGUACAUGAAGCAUUCACUCACACAUGACAGAGGGGGUUUUAAAUUUUGCGGGAUACCUAAUCUUCGCGUCAUAGCGCGACAAUUGUCCUUUGCAGCAGGCCAUUGGCGUCACCAAAACAUCCCCUAAAGCCGCGAAUAGAGAAACGAGCUGCUGGAGAUGUAAACAGAUUCCGCUGUCAUCCAUUCAAACAACGCGAGCUGAUAUGGUGGAUAUUCUUAGCUCCUCUGUGUGGAAAAUGUUAUGAGAGGAUACAUCACCGCUAGUCAUACUCUGUCUUUCUAGAAUGGUCGUUGUUUACGGUCUCAGUUUUUCACAUGCCAGUAAUCCGGUUAGAAGAGAUGUAUUUUUAUAGCUAUCCACGGCUGCUAGACAGCUAGCCUAGCUCGUUGCGCCGUAGGAGAGCGGCCGACCUCAACCAGAUGGAUAUCACGAGGCUCGCUGUGGACGCGGGCGCGUUUAUCAACCGAGCUGUUCAGUAUACGGAGGAAGCUCUGGGGCAGGCUGAGAAGACAGAGUUGGACAGCCGGUUGGAGAGUCUCCUGGACAGAGCAGAGUCCACUAAGACCUGGACUGACAAAAUCAUCUCACAGACUGAGACUUUACUGCAGCCUAACCCUGGAGCUCGUUUAGAGGACUUGUUGUAUAAGGGUCUGGAUUGGAGCGCCCCUGAGAGGCCAACCCCCCACGAGCUGCUGAGUGAAAACAUGAUGGAUGCUGCUCUGGAACUGGGGAGACACACACCCUACGUACUCUGAUUAAGUGUGGGGAGUUGGAGAGGCAGAUCGGGGUGGCGAACAAGAAGCUGAUCCAGAGUACAGACAUCAACUUCCUGUCUCCUCU
Molecule: messenger RNA, 1445 nt
Organism: Salvelinus fontinalis (brook trout)
Lineage: Eukaryota; Metazoa; Chordata; Actinopteri; Salmoniformes; Salmonidae
Product: endophilin-B2-like
Exons: 4
Coding region: 1025-1360 (111 amino acids)
Cellular component (GO): cytoplasm
Molecular function (GO): protein binding
Source: RefSeq, a predicted model, not a curated record